This is a messenger RNA of Onychostoma macrolepis, 3580 nucleotides long. It is a transcript of the gene wscd1b, whose product is annotated as WSC domain containing 1b. Lineage: Eukaryota; Metazoa; Chordata; Actinopteri; Cypriniformes; Cyprinidae. The transcript has 10 exons. Bases 1678 to 3390 code for a protein of 570 amino acids. The record is from RefSeq and is a predicted model, not a curated record. Gene Ontology annotation, molecular function: sulfotransferase activity.
AGGAAACAACAACGCCGUUUUAAUUCGGUGAAUAUUCUUCACGACUCUCUCUCAUUUCUCUCCAACGACUUCAAAAGGACAUGCAGUCACAAAAAGUCGUCCAAAAACUGCAGAAGAUUUAGAAACCGUUAAAGCAGUUAAAACAUGCGAUGAAAACAUUCUUUUGUAAUCGACGGCUAGAGUUAAGCAGCGGGGAAGAGCCGGCGAGUAUUUCCAGUCAGGAAUCACCGGACUCGCGUGUCAGAGCGCUGGAGACGCACGGAGACGCACAGAUCCGCGUCCGUCAGAACCGCACCUGAUCUGAGGCAACACACUAACAUAAAGACUGAACAUAUUCAACUUAUUAUUCUCUACAGUCUAUUAUUAAUAGACUAAAUUGUAUGCCUUAAUGUAACAAACAGAUGUAGAGCUCUGCAGAGCUAAACAAACCCUUAAGACUAAAAUAUAAACUAAAAUAGGCUAAUUCAGAAUGACCUAAAAGAAGAAGAAAAAACCUGUCAUUUAAAAUGUGCUGAUAUAAAAACAACAUGUUUUGGAUGAUGAUCAUCAGAUUCCCAUCAAGAAGAGGAAGGCUUUUCAAUCAGCUUGUAAACAAUUUCAAUUUCUAUAUUAGGCUGCACAAUUUACUGCAGAAAUAUAACACUAGUCUAGAAACAAGUGCUAUUUUCCUGGAGAAUCUUCUUGGCACAAAGACCGUUUUUCCACAGAUUCUACAUGACAAACUGUCAAGCAUUUCAGAGCGGAUGAUGAAUUUAAACAAGCAAUGCCAUAUGUUGUUUGCUUCGCUGUUAUUUGUAGAGUCCUGAUGGAAAUCUGGAAAAUAUUAGGAGAUAAUGCUGUCAAAAUGAUUGAUUCUCUAAUAGUUGUUACAUCCAUUUUGGAGUUUAAAGGAAUAUUCUGGGUUUAAUACAAGUUAAGCCCAAUUGACAGCACUGACAGAAAAAGUUUAUAAGUGAUUUUUACACUAAAAUCAAGCUAAAAUAUUGUUUACAUCUUUUGGCUAUACUAUUGCAACAUUUAGUAAUAACACUUACAUUAGCGUUAACAUUUACAGUAUAUUAUAUUCACUUCCAUUAUAAUUGCCUCGCUGUAACACUGAUAUUUCCUAAGUAGAAAAUGAUUUUUUUUCUGGUAAUAAACGUUGAGCUUGUAUUGAGCUUGGGGUUAAACUAAUCAAAUAUCAGAUUUCAGAUAAAUUCAGUUGCAAAGUAUAGGCUACUAAUACUCUGGCAAAACAAAUGAUUUCCUCCGACACAUUACUUUAUAAGCUUUACUAUAUACACUGAUGAAUCUGGACAUCUUCUCUCUGUCUGCAAUAUGAAUGAGCUCUGUGAUCUGUGACAUGAAGUUCAGCAGGAUGGACAGCUCUCUUCUCCCACGGGCAGAAAUUUCUUCCAACCCAUCACUCCGACAGACAGACAACUUGCACCCCAUAAACCACCAGGCACAAAGAAGAACAAGUCACAAAGACAAUUCAGCGAUUCCUUCUGUAGAUGUUUUCAAGAAACACUAUGUUUCUGCUAGCAGGUCCUGUGAAGUCAUGAUGCUGUAGACACCAGGAGCUAAAUCUCAAAAGGAUGAAGAUCAGGAUGUUGCCUAGAAUAUACAAUCUUGUAUUUCUUUGUCCUGUAUAAGCAAAAUAAUUUUUUGACAUCCACUUGAAUGAUCUGAACCAGGAUGGCCAAACCGUUCUACAGACUACGGCACUUUUUAAGGCGGGCUCAGCUGCUUCUGUUUUUUCUGGGUGUGGCUUACAUCAUGGCAGGAAGCGUGUUACUGCUUCAGCGCUCCAGUGUGCUAACAUUUCAGAGAGAAACAGAUACCGCGGCGCUACCUUCACUACCAGCGCCACCUAGAUCCCUGGAGCUACCUGCUGCCAGGUGGUUGUACAGAAGAAAUGUCAUCCAAGUCAUGGAGAACCAACCUCUUGAUCAGACAGACAGCAGAAAGGACCAAAAGCACUUCAUAUCUCGUAAUCUGGAGAUCAGGCAUUUGAGACGCCACUGGUUCCAUGAUAAUGCUGAACAGAAAAGCUCUUCUGAACAUAAUCUGUCACACAAGAAAGCCAGACAUAAAGGGACCUACAUCGGAUGUUUUAUAAACAAUGAAACAGAGCACGCACUCGGCGGGACUAUUCUUUAUGAUUUCCGCAAAAUGACCAGCGCCUUGUGUCAGGACACCUGCUCUGAGAGUGGGUUCCGGUAUGCUGGGCUGGAGUAUGGAGCAGAGUGUCACUGUGGAAAUCGGGUCUGUGCCCGCCGGGCUCGGGGUGAGGACUGUAAUCUCGAUUGCCGUGGAGAGAAAGGAACCCGCUGUGGAGGAGUGGGACGCAUGUCUGUUUACAGAGUUGAGGAUCGACUUCCAGGACAGAGGAGAUACAGAACUGUGCACUACCACGGCUGUUACAAGAAGCCACAGAACUCUACCGCUGACUUCCUGAUUCAGACCUCUGGCCCGACACACACUACUCAGCAGUGUAUCGAGACCUGUACAGAUCAGGACCUGCCACUGGCCCUUUUGAGAGGGCAGGACUGUUUCUGCAGCCAUGUCCCAUUUCUCUUCACAAUCCAGAUGAGUGAACAGGAAUACAUGUGUGAGAGGAGCAACAAAACAAACCACACCUCUCAUUAUGACCUUGACUACUACUGGGUGUACAGUACUCCUGUGCUAGAUGCAACGUGUAAAGAAAGGACAUUUCUGCCCCAGAAGUCCAGCACUCUUGUGGCCCUGUCCAGCUUUCCAGGGGCAGGAAACACCUGGUUACGUCACCUGAUUGAACUCGCCACUGGAUUCUACACCGGCAGCUAUUACUUUGAUGGAUCUCUAUACAACAAAGGUUUUAAAGGAGAGAAAGAUUACUGGCAGAGCGGGAGAGUCAUCUGCGUCAAGACUCAUGAAAGCGGCCAGCGAGAGAUCGAAAUGUUCGACUCGGCCAUCCUGCUGAUGCGAAACCCCUAUCGUUCUCUAAUGGCAGAGUUCAACCGCAAGUGUGCCGGACACCUGGGCUACGCGUCAGAUGUUCACUGGAGGAGCAAAGAGUGGUCCGAGUUUGUGGACAGCUAUUCAUCCUGGUGGGUGUCUCAUGCUCUGGCCUGGUUGCGGUUUGCCCACCGCCUGCUGGUGGUACACUUUGAAAAUCUACAGAAAGAUCUAGUCCCUCAGUUAAAGACCAUCACCAAUUUCCUGAACACCAGCAUUCCCGAGGAAAGACUUCUGUGCACAGAGAGCAACAGAGAUGGCCAUUUUAAACGCUCUGGAUCACGUAGCCUGACCUUUGACCACUUCACCCCCGAAAUGAAAGCUCGUAUAGAUGAAUACAUCCACACAGUAGAUAAAGCCCUCAGAGACAGAAACCUUGACGGCCUACCACAGGAGUACAUGCCCAGGUGAGGAUUCAUGAACACAGCUGCUGUCCUCUGCUGGAGGGAGGACACAGAAACACAAAGUGCCUGAGUAAAAACACAACUGUGCUCUCAAAGUUUUUGCUGUCUGUUGUUUUAUUUGUGCUUUAUGUUUGUGGUUGUGCUGUCACCAGUUUGAUGGCAUUGUGAAGACUGUCUAAUUAGUAUGUUUUAUCAUU